Linum tenue is the source of this 2313-nucleotide messenger RNA. The record is from the annotation of a GenBank genome assembly. NCBI's taxonomy places the organism in Eukaryota, Viridiplantae, Streptophyta, Magnoliopsida, Malpighiales, Linaceae.
AUUCUAUCAACUUCCCUCCUCCCAUCUCCCCAUUAUAAAGCACAUCCCUCCUACUCCUCCCCAUUCCCAAUCCCACUCCAAAUCUCUUUAACUCCAUUCCCUUCCUCUUCCAAUUCAUCGCACUCACACCUCCAUCCAAAAUCCUUCAUUUCAUCUUCCUCUGCACCCAGAGCAACAAUGUGUUCAUCAAAGUUGCAGCAGCAGCAGCACAACGCCGGCACCGCCACCACCACCGCCACUCCGCCAGUCGUCCAAAUCGAUGGUCGCCCUGUCCUCCAGCCCAAAUCCAACCAAGUCCCCACCUUGGACAGGCGCAAUUCCCUCAAAAAAACCACUGCUCCCACCACAAAAUCUCCCCUGCCCACACUGCCACUCAAUGUAACCAAACCCAAAUCUGCACAGCCUCUGUCCCCUCCCGUUUCUCCCACUACCCCUAAAAUCACAUCACCUCGCCCCAAGAAAUCACCCACCAAUGAUCACUCCAGCAAUCAAAGCCUCCUCGCUCCCAUUUCUGAGAAGGCUUCGACGACUCCCAGGAUGUUGCGCAAAGCGGCGUCGUUUAGCCUGGACAGGAAGACGACGACUACAAGUUCCCACAAUUCGUUUGAACCCUCGUCUCUGAGCUUCGCCUCCUCUCUCAUCGUCGAGGCCCCGGGGACCAUAGCCGCUGCCAGGCGGGAACACGUCGCCAUUAUGCAGGAACAGAGGAAGAUGAGGAUUGUGCAUUACGGUAGGACCAAAUCGGCCAAGAUCAUGGUCUCGCCGCCGGUCGUUGAUUCGUCGCCGGACGAGGACAAAAGGUGUAGCUUCAUCACUCCCAAUUCGGAUCCGAUUUAUGUCACCUACCAUGAUCAGGAAUGGGGCAUCCCUGUCCAUGACGACAAGCUACUGCUGGAAUUGCUAGUCCUGACGGGCGCACAAGUCGGGUCGGAUUGGACUUCGGUCCUGAAGAGAAGGGAAUCACUGAGGGAGGCGUUUUCAGGAUUCGAUCCACAAGUUGUGGCCAAGUUCAAUGAGAAGAAGAUGAACUCCAUCAGCGCAGAGUAUGGCAUCGACAUCUGCCAAGUUCGUGGGAUUGUUGACAAUUCUAGCCGUAUUCUUGAGGUUGUGAAGGAAUUCGGGUCAUUUGACAAGUACCUAUGGAGGUUUGUGAACCAGAAGCCGAUCCAAACCCAGUACCGAUGGAGCCACAAGAUCCCAGUGAAGACCUCCAAAUCAGAGAGCAUAAGCAAAGACAUGCAGAAGAGAGGGUUCCGGCUCGUGGGUCCAACCGUAAUCCACUCGUUCAUGCAAGCUGCAGGCCUCAGCAAUGACCACUUAAUCACCUGUCCAAGGCAUCUCCAGUGCACACUCUCCGCCUCUCAAUCCAAUUGAUGAGGUUGUCAACAACAGAAGAUUGAUUCAUAAUGCCUAAGAAAGGAAAGAACGUAUAGGUUGUUUGUUUAAUUAGGUUUGCUUGGCUGACAUGAUAAUUGUAGGGUUUGUUAAUUAAUCAACUAGUGUGAGUUUGCAGCAGCUAAUUGUGCUUGUGGGAGUUUGAGUGGGUGGGAGACAGAGAGCAUGUGCAGGAAGGCAGAGGAAAGGGGGCAAUGGCAUGUGGUUUUGGGAUUCCCUUUUUUUUUCUUCUUUUUUUCUUUGGUUUUUGUUUAUAGAGUUGUGUUGUGUGUCCAUCAUCACCCCCACCACUUUCUUCAAUUAUGUGUUGCCCUGUUGAUGCUGCUGUUGGCUUGGCUGUGAAAGAAAGAAAGAAUAAUCAGUUUUGCAGAGUCCUGCAGGCAGCCAGAGCCAUCCCUCGGAGCCCUCAUUGCCAAAAAUAUUCCUCUUUCUAUCCCUUUGCUGCAAGCCAGCAACCUUUACCCCUUUUUCAAGUUUUUGGAUAGGAUAACAAGUGGGGAUCUCUCUCAUUUCAUCAAGCUGCCUGCGAUGUGGGCUCGAGAUACAGGGGACUUUAUGACCCUUUUGUCUCAAGGAACAGGGGAGAUGGAUAUCAACUAUCAAGGAAACCACAGUAGCUGGCCAAGAUUCCUUAUUGUUUUUUUUAAUGGAGAGCGGGCGGUUCUAAAACCUAACCGGUGGCCAAGAUUCCCCAGUUAUCCAAGAAAUCUGGUUGUGCUAAGUUUGUUUGUGAAUAUUAGUGCUAGUUUGCCCUUUUUGUGUGAUGGUGUGGGAUUUGUUCGACCUUGUGAACGUGACGAUUCAGUUGUAUUUUAAGUUAAUAAUUAACUAAUGAUGAUGAUGAUGGUGAUGGUUUAUGGAUUGUAAUUUGGUGCUUGGAUAUUAAUGGAUUCCGAUUCUGAUAUGUGGUUGGCUAGC